This is a messenger RNA of Effrenium voratum, 664 nucleotides long. The record is from the annotation of a GenBank genome assembly. Lineage: Eukaryota; Dinophyceae; Suessiales; Symbiodiniaceae.
AGUGCGUUUGGCUCGAAGGCAGUUCAGCAACUGAGAGCAUGUGAAAGGUCAGUCAUAAGAUUGGCAUUUGGAUUCACUCGCGCGCUUGCCGAUGGCUCCACAAGGAGAGGGCGGGCGAGCGUGCCACGCCGAAGAUGCCUCUCCAGCUUCCCCAACCAAGACGCCGCUGUCAAACAUGGCGAAGCUCUUUAGAAAGGGCACUGCAGCCGUAGUCGUGGAUGAUGCGCAUUAUCAGAAGUGCGAAGAUUUGCAAGCACAGGAGAAGGGCAUCCUCAAGCAGUUUUGGGUUCUCCUUGUAGCCACUGCGGUGCUGUCCAGCUCGUUGUCCUUUCUCAUUGACCGCUUUACUUUUGCCGUGGGCCUGCUGCGCUCGGCGCUGACGCUGGGUGCUCCGCUGAAAGCGCUGGGCUUUAACAUUUGUCUCGCUUGUAUGGCCCGCAUCAUUGUGCGUCCAACGAUGGAAGCAGAAGGAAGCGGCUUUCCUGAGAUGAAGGCCAUGCUUUUCGGGAAAGUGCUGUUCAACUACCUGACGUUCCGAGUGCUGGUUUCAAAGGCGCUGGCUCUCUCCUUGGGCGUUGGCGCAGGGCUGCCGUUGGGCAAGGAGGGCCCCAAUGUUCACAUGGCUGCCUGCAUUGCGCGGGUCGUCUGCCCCAGUUUCUUCGAG